GCUCCGCUGCCGGCAUGGCGCACUACAACUUCAAGAAGAUUACGGUGGUGCCGUGCGCCAAGGACUUCAUCGACUUGACCUUAUCAAAGACUCAGCGAAAGACUCCAACAGUUAUUCAUAAACAUUACCAAAUUCAUCGCAUUAGACAUUUUUACAUGAGAAAAGUCAAAUUUACUCAACAGAACUAUCAUGACAGACUCUCGCAGAUUCUAACAGAUUUCCCCAAAUUGGAUGAUAUCCACCCAUUCUAUGCUGAUUUGAUGAAUAUUCUCUACGAUAAGGAUCACUACAAGCUGGCUCUGGGACAAAUAAAUAUUGCCAAAAAUUUAGUGGACAAUGUUGCCAAAGACUACGUGCGGCUCAUGAAGUAUGGGGACUCCCUGUACCGCUGCAAGCAGCUGAAGCGCGCGGCCCUGGGGCGCAUGUGCACUGUGAUCAAGAGGCAGAAGCAGAGCUUGGAGUAUCUGGAGCAAGUGCGUCAGCAUUUGUCUCGUUUGCCGACCAUCGAUCCAAAUACAAGGACUCUGCUCUUGUGUGGGUACCCGAAUGUUGGGAAGUCCAGCUUCAUCAAUAAGGUAACAAGAGCAGACGUGGAUGUCCAGCCCUAUGCAUUCACGACCAAGUCGCUGUUUGUGGGUCAUAUGGAUUACAAGUAUCUGCGGUGGCAGGUUGUCGACACUCCGGGGAUUCUGGAUCACCCUUUGGAGGAUCGGAACACUAUCGAGAUGCAGGCCAUCACCGCGCUGGCCCACCUGCGCGCUGCGGUUCUGUACGUGAUGGAUUUGUCUGAGCAGUGUGGUCAUGGGCUGAAGGAGCAGCUAGAGCUCUUCCAGAACAUCAGGCCUCUCUUCAUCAACAAGCCUCUUAUAGUUGUAGCCAACAAAUGUGAUGUGAAGAGAAUAGCUGAACUUUCUGAAGAUGAUCAGAAAAUAUUUAUAGAUUUGCAGGCUGAAGGAUUCCCUGUAAUAGAAACCAGCACCCUGACUGAGGAAGGUGUCAUUCAAGUAAAAACAGAGGCUUGCGAUAGGCUUUUGGCUCAUCGAGUGGAAACGAAAAUGAGGGGAAAUAAAGUGAACGAGGUGCUGAACAGACUGCACCUGGCUGUCCCAAACAAGAGGGACGAUAAGGAGAGGCCCCCGUUCAUCCCCGAAGGAGUGGUAGCACGCAAGAAGAGAAUGGACACUGGGGAGCCCAAGAAGAAAAAAGAGAAAGAUCUGGAGCUGGAAAUGGGAGAUGAUUAUAUUUUGGAUCUUCAAAAGUACUGGGAUUUAAUGAAUUCAUCAGAAAAACAUGAUAUAAUUCCGGAGAUCUGGGAAGGGCAUAAUAUAGCGGAUUAUAUUGACCCAGCCAUCAUGAAGAAACUGGAGGAGUUAGAAAAAGAAGAAGAGCUAAGAGCAGCUGCUGGCGAGUAUGACAGUGAAUCUGAAAGUGAAGAUGAGGAGAUGGUGGAGAUCCGGCAGCUGGCAAAGCAAAUUAGAGAAAAAAAGAAGCUGAAAAUUCUGGAAUCCAAAGAAAAAAAUACACAGGGACCCAGGAUGCCUCGAACUGCUAAAAAGGUCCAGCGGACAGUUUUAGAGCAUGAGAUGCGGAGCCUUGGUGUUGACAUGGACAGUAACGACGAUGCCCACUAUGCAGUCCAGGCGAGACGAUCUCGGAGUGUCACUCGGAAAAGGAAGCGCGAAGACUCUGCUCCACUCUCCUCCGUGGCCCGGAGCCGGAGUUGCUCCCGAGCUCCGCGGGACGUUUCUGGUCUUCGGGACGUCAAGAUGGUGAAGAAAGCCAAGACGAUGAUGAAGAAUGCGCAGAAGAAGAUGAAUCGCAUGGGGCGCAAGGGCGAGGCAGACAGACACGUGUUUGACACGAAGCCCAAGCACUUGCUCUCUGGAAAGAGGAAAGCCGGCAAGAAGGACCGGAGGUAG
Messenger RNA from Carlito syrichta (Philippine tarsier), 1919 nucleotides. Its product is annotated as nucleolar GTP-binding protein 1. The record is from RefSeq and is a predicted model, not a curated record. Gene Ontology annotation, biological process: ribosomal large subunit biogenesis. The transcript has 18 exons. Gene Ontology annotation, molecular function: GTP binding; RNA binding; GTPase activity. The coding region runs from base 15 to 1919 and encodes 634 amino acids. Gene Ontology annotation, cellular component: nucleolus. NCBI's taxonomy places the organism in Eukaryota, Metazoa, Chordata, Mammalia, Primates, Tarsiidae.